Mycena citricolor is the source of this 870-nucleotide messenger RNA. NCBI's taxonomy places the organism in Eukaryota, Fungi, Basidiomycota, Agaricomycetes, Agaricales, Mycenaceae. The record is from the annotation of a GenBank genome assembly.
AUGCCCUCUCCUCCCACCACACCACGCCCCAAACGCACCUAUUUGUUCGUCAUUCCGACCAAGCUGGCUAUGGCGUCUGUCAUGCACAAUUGCUGUGGCAUGUCCUUUGCCAGCAUUUGCACACAGACACCUUUUUGCCAGUCAACAAUCAAGCCGCGUGCUCUUGCCAAGAGCAUGAAGAGAGUUGCCAAGCACUCUGGUAACUUUUACUACAACGGCAAGAAGGGUGCGUGUGGGAGGAAGAAGGCUGUGUCUGACGAACAGCUUGCGGAAGCGGGAGGACGGCUGGAUAACGGGGAGCUGGUGGAUGGUGAGCAAGUCCGGAACGCGCUCUCGCGUGGUGGCUUCUGUGGCUACGCCCAACAACAGAAGCUCCCUCUUACCCCACGACACCUCAUGCAGCGCGAGAACAUGUACAACACCUUCAAGGCGUGGACCGACCAGGAUGUGUUUGAUGCAGGAGUGAUGAUCAUCAGUGACAAGACCAAGAUGAUGCUUGGUUCAUCUGAUGGUCGUUGCUGGUGCCGUCGCCGCCGCGGGGAGGGUGCCAUGGACAUACACCGGGUUCAGGUUGAAGAACGCCAUGGCAAAUUCAACUUCAAGAUCAAUGUGUGGGGUGCGAUUGGACCACGUGGCGUCAGUGAGCUUGUGCUCAUUGAGGGCAAUCUUACUGCUGUCCAGUACAUGACAAUCCUUGAGCAUGUGCUCAUCCCCCUCUACAAUGACUACAAGUCCUGCCCACACUCUUUCCUCUACUUCCAGCAGGAUAAUGACCCGAAACACACGUCGAAGCUGGCAAAGCAGUGGCUCAAGGACAGCUGUUGGAGAAUAUACUCAGUCGGGGGCACAAUAGGGCAAACGACUGUGUAA